This is a messenger RNA of Apis cerana (Asiatic honeybee), 6561 nucleotides long. RefSeq names its product actin binding LIM protein Uncoordinated 115a (gene Unc-115a). Gene Ontology annotation, cellular component: actin cytoskeleton. The record is from RefSeq and is a predicted model, not a curated record. Gene Ontology annotation, biological process: cytoskeleton organization; lamellipodium assembly. Gene Ontology annotation, molecular function: actin filament binding. NCBI's taxonomy places the organism in Eukaryota, Metazoa, Arthropoda, Insecta, Hymenoptera, Apidae.
UUUUGUCACUUCGUCUGAUUUUAUUCGCAAGUAUUUAAUUUUUUAAUGUAUUUCAGAUUAUGAAAUAUAAAUUUUGAAUGCAUAAAUGUCGUUACUUAUAUAUAAAUUACAUAUCAAUUUUACGAUUUAAUUCAAUUGCCAGAUAAUAGUAAUAUUUUUGAAGUUGAUAGUAUUAUAUGUUGAUAUCAAAUAUUUUAUAUGAUUGUGUAUAUUUUAAUUAUAUUAAUUAUUAUAUCAUAUAUUAUUCAUUAGAUAUAUGGUUACAUUUUUUACAUAAUUACAUUAUCUAAUUAUAUUUUUUAAGUUAAAUUUGUUUGAAAUUCAAUCAUUUAUAUCAUUUAUAUUAUUUUUGAAAGAAUGUAAAUAAUAUUCGUUAUAUUUAUAAAUUAUUUAUUUUCAGAUAAUAUUAUUUAUUUUUAAAAAUAAAUUUACAAUAUAAUUCGAAUAUUAUAAUGUAAAUUGUGAUAAUAUAUUAAAUAUUCAAUAUCCCAAAUUGAUUAAAGUAUAUUGAAAUUAAUCGAAAUUCUGCAAGAAAUAAUUUUAUUUCUGCAUUCAUUGACAAAUCAUUUUAUUUUGAAAAAUAUGAUUAUAUUAUUUCAUAAAUCAUAAUUUCAAAGUUUCAUUAAUAAUGAAAGCACAAUAUUUUCCAUUGUUCCACUAAAGUGAUACUUAAAAAUGUUACUUUUGUUUCUUUCGUUUGGCGCCAUUUUGCUUAUAUGUAAGAUUUUAGCAUAGUAUAUAUUAUACUAUCUUUUUAUAUUUUUUCAUUCAGUCUAUUACCAACUUUUAACCAAUUCAUUAGAUAGGUAUUGAUAAAGAGAUAAUAAAACAUUAUCUAAUUUAAUCAUUAUAUGAAACAUUAAAAAAUUAUUUUUAAAUUUUUCUUACAUACAAUACUAGGUGAUUGGAAUUUUAGAUACGGUAAUGAGGAAACAGAUGCGCCUGCGCAUUGUCACGCUUGCUCGCCACUACAAUGUCGGACGUCGAGCGUUCGGUGGUAAGACCGUCUCUUGCGUUUUCCGUGAUUUCCUAAGUGAAAUUUCGUGCUGUUUCUAUUUGUGACUAGUGGUAUAAUAUGAUCGUGUAACUCAUUGACUGCGACUAACUGCCGUUAGAAGUAUUAUAUCUCGUGCCAGUCGCAAAGAUGGGUAAAACAUUCUGCCAGUCUUGUAAGAAGAAGUGCAGCGGGGAGGUACUACGAGUGCAGGACAAGUAUUUCCACAUAGGGUGUUUCAAGUGUGCUCAAUGUAACGCGAGCUUAGCGCAGGGUGGUUUUUUCGCGCGCGAGGGCUCUUACUAUUGCACCAAGGAUUACAGGGAACGGUGGGGAACGAAGUGCGCAGGCUGUGGAGAAUACGUGGAGGGCGACGUGGUCACUGCCGGAGACAAGCAUGCCUUCCAUCCCAACUGUUUCCACUGCCAACGAUGCAGACAACCGUUACUCGGACAGGGAACCAAGGUUUCCCUCGUCCAAGGUCAAGCUCUUUGCCACCGAUGCGUCGGUAUUCCUGUCCGAGAGGCCUCGACGCCAAUCGGGAAUAGCUCCGCCACCAGAGGAUCCGGAGAUGGGCCCUCCGACCCCGGUGCCUGCGCUGGUUGCGGAAACCAAUUACGAGAAGGUCAGGCUUUGGUAGCUCUCGAUCGACAGUGGCACGUAUGGUGUUUAAAAUGUCACAGCUGUGACACCGUCCUUCAUGGAGAGUAUAUGGGAAAAGACGGGGUGCCUUAUUGCGAGAAGGAUUAUCAGAAGUUGUUCGGUGUGAAAUGCGCCUAUUGCAAUCGUUACAUCAGCGGAAAGGUGCUGCAGGCAGGUGACAAUCAUCAUUUUCACCCGACUUGUGCCCGUUGCACCAAGUGUGGCGAUCCUUUUGGCGAUGGAGAAGAGAUGUACUUGCAGGGCGCUGCCAUUUGGCAUCCCCGUUGUGGCCCGGGUCCUAGCGGACCCAAUGGUAUCGUGAACGGCCACGGAGAAGCUCACACGCCACAGCAUCGAGAAUCAGAACGGAUUUCCAGCAGCGCAUCGGAGAUGCAGUUUUCAUUGCGGUCACGCACGCCAAGCCUGAACGGAUCACUCUGCAGCCCUUACAGCAGCCUCAGUCGCAAGUAUUAUCCCGCGCGAACUGGAAGUCCCGGAUUGAUAUUGCGAGAAUACGGACGUGGUCCAUCCGAAGAUGUGUCUAGGAUUUAUACUUAUUCUUACUUGACCGAAACGCCGACCCAAGGAUACUUGAGACGUCCGAUACAGCCGUACGACAAACCUCCGACUAGCCCGCACUUUCAUAGACCUAGCUCGUCACGUUCGAUAAGAAGCAGUGGCGGACGCAGCAGCCGAUCUGGAAUGCGUGCUCUGGUCGAUGCUCUCAGCGAGACCAGACCAAAGUCACCGGCCAGUCAAGUAGAUAAUGACGAGCCAAUAGAGCUGGCGCAUUAUCCGGACGCCAUGAAACCUCCUCCUGGAACCAAACCGCCGAUCGAGAGAGAUGAUUUUCCCGCUCCGCCUUAUCCUUAUACAGAUCCUGAAAGACGUAGACGAUGGUCCGACACUUAUAAGGGAGUACCUGCAUCCGACGACGAGGACGAAGUGGAUAACAAAACUUAUAUAAAGGAGGUGGAGGAGAAGUUGAAGAAGGAACAGGACGAGCUAAGCAAAAUCGAUACUGGAAUAGCGAAAGUAUUUUUGCAAGAUCGUGAAAAGGAUCGAGAGAAUUUGAGACAUAGAGCCGCGAACGUUGAUCCUAGAAAUGCGUCGAGAACGCCAUCAGCUGCCAGAGAACCGACUUAUAGACUGCGAUACGAGAGUCCAGUUGGCGCUUCGCCUUCGAGGAACAUAGAUCACGCAAGACCGUGGGAGGACGAUGAUGGUUUCAGUUAUAGAUCUAGCGUAGGACCUAGUUACAACGUUGGGAGGUCAUCGGCACGUUCCCCGGCUCCCAGAAACUAUCCACCCCUUGGUACUCAACGCGCCUUCACUCUUCCAAACGCCGCUAGGCACUAUCAUUCGGGUGAUUAUUCGUUCAGUGGGAUGGGAGACAAGACGCACAGCACUGAUUUCUCAUCUGGCAAAUCAGAUAUAUCGACAGGAAGCAUCACGGAUGUGGAUCGACGGGCAUUGGUAUGUACCACAGCCCCAUACUACUCCCGGCGAAUUAGCAUGAAUGAUGGUGGAAUGCUGCCAUCAUCUACCACGUAUACAGGUGGCCUAGGUUCGGUAGUUGGAAGUCACGGGGGCCAUCACGUGAGGAGAUCACUGCCAGACAUGGGGACAGCACCGUCCGAACCGCCAAAACUCUAUCCUUAUCAUUUACUUGUCAUCACAAACUACAGGCUACCCGCUGACGUGGAUCGUUGCAACCUCGAAAGACAUCUUUCCGACGCGGAGUUCGAGGCAGUACUUCAGUGUACUCGUGCCGAGUUCUACAGAUUGCCGCAAUGGCGUCGUAACGAAAUCAAAAGACGUGCCCGGCUGUUUUAACUGGCAGUUAUCACGCUACGUGUUCUACUUAUUACCUUCAUCGUGUCACGAUUGUGUUACCGUGCUAUAGAGUGUACAUUCCUUCGGCGUGGUAGGUGUAUCAUGAGAGAAAAAGAGAACACGUGUUCGGGGAACCAACGAUUCGUACCGGUUUUCGAUCGCGAACAUCGACGAUAUCAAAGCGUUGUCAUCGUUGCGAAUGCAAAAUAAAAAUCGAGGUAAUCUCGACCUCUCCUCAUCUCGUACACGUUCACAGAGAUACGUAUAAAUGCAUACAUACAUGUUUAAACACGUAUAAACACACGUUCGCACGAUGACGCAAAUACUAUAAUACAUAUACAUAAAGGAGCACUACCAUUUGACGUCAAUUUUAUUCUCUCAGCAACGAAUCCACAGGCAGCUUGAUUUUUGAUCGUUCACAAACUAUUUCAUCGUAUCCUGUGUUUUCGAUGCUUCUUUCGGGAGAAUCUAUACGUUGUUCAUAAGGAAACGAAAGGAAGAUAUGUUCAACCGUUUCUGUGAUGGACGGAAAAAAACCUGUUAACUUGGUCGAAGACGAAACUUGAGAAUUAAGGAAAAAGGGUUGAAACGUUUAUGAUCCGACGUUGUUAACGAAAGGAAAUAUGUAUUGUAUGUAUAUCAACUAUUAACAGUGAUGGUUUCAUGGGGAAUUCAAAUUUCGAAAAGAAAAUUAUUAUCCUGUAUUUAACAUGUACACUUUCUGUGACUAUAAUUUUCACGAAAAGUGGAAAUAGUAGAUGGGUAAUAAUAAUUUUAGAGAAAUAGCUGAAAGUGAAGGUGGUCAGAAUCGUCUAAAAUUUUAUCAUUUAACUGAAACAUCAUCUUGUGACUUAGAAUUUACCCGUGAACGUCGACGUACGUAUAAAAUAGCGCGAUGGGAAGAUGUGCAAGAUUCAAAGCGAAUAAAAAACGAAAGAAAUGGUAAUACUCGUCGAUACGCAAACGUUGAUGUAAAUAAACGAGCGAUGUAAGAGAAAUCUUAGAAAAAAUGAAAGAAGCAACGGAAGUACGAGGAGGUAUAUACAUAUAUGUACACAAACGUAUAAUACCAUUUUGAAAAUUCGCUUGAAUCACAGAACACACUUACUAUUUGCAAAAAACUAUAACAUAAACGCGCUACUAUUAUAGAAGUUAUCAUUAUUAUUAUUAUUAUUAUUAUUAUUAUUAUUAUUAUUAUUAUUAUUAAUUUUUAAUUAUUAUUAUUAUUAUCAUCAUCAUCAUUAUUAUUAUUAUAUUUUAUUAUAAGCAACAUGAAAUUUAAAGUAUAAUUAGAUACAGCUUGUCGAAUGUCGUAAUUAUCAACAUAUUUAAAUAUCAUCACCGAGUUUGCUCUUUCUAUUUUAAUUGGAUAUAUAAGAGCUACAUUUAUUGAUAAACAAUAUUACACAAAUUUUCCUCAACUCGAUUUCUUUUAUAUAUAUAUAUAUAUAUAUAUAUAUGGAUCAAACUCAAAGAAUUGAGUUUUACUGUAAUACUGCCGAUUAAAAAUAUGUAAAACACGAAUAUGUAUUAAUAUUUAUUUGGAUAGAAAAAUUAUCAAAAGAAAAAAAACAACAGUUACCAGAGCCAAUUAUUCUUGUGCGAGCGAAUACGUCAGGCGACAAGCUGAAAACGCAAAAGAAGGAAUAUGUUACAAUAGAAUUGUUAAAUUUCCAACAGAAUGCAAUUAUUUGUAUGGUUUUGUGAAGCAUAACUUAUAUAUAAAAAUAAUUUGCAACGUAAAAGAAAAGAAAAGAUACGAUGUUUUUCCAAUGCUAAAAAAGAUCCACGCGGGAGUGUGCAUAUUUUAAACGAAUCGAAAAUCACGUUUUAUUCUAUAUCUCGCCUUCUAUUCCAAGUUCUAUGUGUCUAUAUGUAAAUGUCGGCAGACAUUUCUAGACACGACAAGCAGUUAGGCACUUUCUCUGACUUAAGAGAACAACAUCUUUGAUAAAGUACGUAUUGUAAUUACGUUCGUGCAAUUUCCUGGGGUAUUUCUCGUGGCUUCGUUACGAAGAAGUGGGAAACGUACUUCAUGAUCUUAUGCAAUAUAAUAAUAAUGCGAGUUCGCGAGACGAAGAGAAAGAAAAAAAAAUUAAGAGAGAGAAAAGUAACCAUGCACACUACGUGAAAGAAUUAUUAUUUGUGCCGAGGAAAUGAAAAGGGAAGAGAUCUUUCCUCUUUCAUUCGCGCGAUAUCGUUUCUUGUUUCCUCGUGGUCCGCUUUUGUACACAUAAUCAGAAUCAAUAAACUGCAAUAUUUAUCUUUCAUUUGCAGUAUUUUACCAAUAGAUGUUGAAUCGUUCGGAGAUCAUUUUUUGAAAAUUUUAUGAAUUACUUGGUCUUUGGGUUACUUUUUAAGUCAUUCUCGUCUUAUGUUCUUUCUUUUUCAUUGCGUUUUAAUAUUUAAUAUUUCCUAUGUUGUGUUUCCAUCUCUUGAUUUCUUUCUUUUUCUUUUCUGCGUAUUGUGUUUUCUUUUUCUUUUCUUUUCUUUUCUUUUCUUUUUUUUUUUUUUUCAUUUUUACUUGAAUGAAGAGAGUCAUACGUUUAUAAGUUUUAAUUUACGACAAUGAAUGAUAAAGUGAUUCUUACCGUGGCCGCUGUCAGAUCAUGGUGCAUCAUUGUCGUUUACACCGUGCAAUGCGAACCAAUGUAAUUUCUGUUGUAUAGAGCACAUUGCUUCCGCUAGUCCCCCUGAGGUUAAAUAAACGCAACAUACAAAGAAAGAAGCUGACUCACGCGUCUCUUCACAUUCUUAUCGAAGCGAUUUACAGACGCGAUUGAAUCUUUGCUCGGAUCAGUUGCGUUCUUUUCACGUUCUCAUCGUUGUCAAAGUGAUACAUUGCGAACAUAUGUAGUUAUCGAUCGGUCAUUGUACAAGAUUUUCUUUCAACUGUUUUUCUCGAAAAUAUUAUUUUUACUUUUUAUUAAAAACAGAAUGGAAAAUUAUAAUGUAUCGUAUAUAAACAUCGUUCGCACUUUGGUUCCUAGUAAAUUCUUCGCCUUGCAUAAUACAUUUCUAUCGAUCAUGUUUCUUAUUACUAUCUCGUGAAAUAAAUAAACCAUUUGUCCCAGCGUUGCCUUUCGCAA